AGUGUGGUAAUAUCGUCGUCGUCGGAGCGUUCACGAGCUGAGAGAAAUCAAUCAAUCACAGAUCUGUUUCGCAUCUUCAUCUUCUUCGAAAGAUCAAACACCAUGGCGAUCCCCUUAGCUAAGCUUCUGAUCUCCGCCGUUGCGGUUUUCAUGCUCGUCUCCGCUUCGUUCGCGACCUCGGAAAUGCCGUUCAUGGUGGUUCACAAGAAAGCUACUCUCAACAGGCUCAAAUCCGGCGCUGAGCGUGUCCUGGUUUCCUUCGACAUCUACAACCAAGGAUCUGCGACGGCGUAUGAUGUGACUCUGACUGAUAACACCUGGGAUAAGAAAACUUUUGAAGUUGUUAAUGGAAACACAUCAAGAUCAUGGGAGAGACUUGAUGCAGGAGGUAUUCUGUCUCAUUCUUUCGAAUUAGAGGCUAAGGUUAAAGGACUCUUCUAUGGUGCUCCUGCUGUGGUUACUUUCCGCAUCCCCACAAAGGCAGCUCUACAGCAAGUGUACUCAACUCCAAUACUACCUCUAGACAUCCUCGCGGACAUUCCUCCAACAGACCCGCUUGCCCUGGUAAACUUGAUUUCUUAUGAGUUGUUCUUUCAAUCAUAUCCUAAACGUAUUUUUCCUCAUCUCAUUAAUUAACUUUCAUUAUUGUCUUGUGUUGUGUAUUGGAUGCUGCUCUUGGUGCUGCUCUAAUAAUCUCAGGCAAAGAGGGUGCUGGCAAAAUAUGGAUCACUUGUUUCAGUGGUCUCCAUGGUGGUUUUGUUCGUAUACUUGGUAGGAACACCUUCAAAGUCCAAUGCAGCAAAAGCGAGCGGCAAGAAGAAACGCUAAAAGUAGUGAGACGAUAAUGAGAAAGAUCUGCAUUGUUCGUUGUUGUGUUUAGCAGUUAAAGCACAGUUUCCGAACUUGUACGAAUUAGAGAAUAUACUUGAUUUUGGUGUUGCAGAGGACUAUUUAAAGAGUUAUUUUGGUUUGCGUGAUAA
Raphanus sativus (radish) is the source of this 980-nucleotide messenger RNA. RefSeq lists its product as uncharacterized. Bases 103 to 636 code for a protein of 177 amino acids. Gene Ontology annotation, cellular component: endoplasmic reticulum. Lineage: Eukaryota; Viridiplantae; Streptophyta; Magnoliopsida; Brassicales; Brassicaceae. The transcript has 5 exons. The record is from RefSeq and is a predicted model, not a curated record.